CAGCCCACCGGCCACACUGCGCCUGGAAUUACAGAAGGACACUGAGGUCACUGCGUCUUGGGGACGCCCGCAUCAUCCCAACGGAAUCCUCAGGGGCUACCUGCUACAGUACCAGCAGAUUAACGGGACUGAGAGUGGCCCACUCCGGGAGGUGAACAUCUCGUUGCCCUCGCCCACCUCCCUCACCGUGACCGGGCUGCUGCCCUACGCCGUCUACAGGUUCCAGGUGAUGGGCCGAACGGCCGCAGGGCACGGCAGAGCCGCCACCAGGGAGAUCUUCACCAGCCGAGAGGGAGAGCCCCGAGUGGUAAAGAACAUUACUUAUACCGUGGGGGACACACACACUAACUUGACCUGGAUAGGGCUGCAGGGACACAGGGUGACAGAGUUACAUGUCCAGUACACCACCAAGGACGGGCCUGUUGAGUGGAGGGACUCGAAGCCGGUGAAUUCCAGCCAGAAUUUCUUCAUGUUGGACGGUCUCCAGCCGGGAACACCCUACCGCCUCAAACUCUGGCAGCUUGGUCGCUUCAAAAACCUGACUGUCUGGGAGAGAGACAUCGAGACCAUUGGGCCAGCUUUCAGUGAGAUCAGUAAUGGAAUUGUGACUCAGGGCUGGUUUAUUGGGCUGAUCAGUGCCGUCAUCCUCCUCAUCCUCAUCCUGCUCAUCGUCUGCUUCAUCAAGAGGAACAAGGGCGGCAAGUACUCCGUGAAGGAUAAGGAGGAUGCACAUGUCGAUUCGGAGGCUAGACCAAUGAAAGACGAGACCUUCGGAGAGUACAGUGACAAUGACCCCGAGGAGAAGCCUUUCGAAGGGAGCCAGCCGUCGCUGGACGAGCAGAUCAAGCCCCUGGGCAGCGACGACAGCCUGGUGGAGUACGGGGGCAGCGUCGACAUGCGCUUCAACGAGGACGGCUCGUUCAUCGGCCAGUACAGCGGCAAGAGGGAGGACCGCGAGGGGCCUGGGCCGGACGGCAGCUCGGGCAACUCCCCCGUCAACGUGGACAUAACCCUGGAUUAGCCGCGGGGUGGGUGGGGGGUGGAACGCUGAGGCGCGGUACCCCGGGGCCCUAGCCUCGCUUGGCACCCCCUGUCUGGCGCGGCGUUGCCAAAUUCCCCCCCUUUUGUACUUCGACCCCUCCUCGACCCAUCACCCCCCCCCCCCCCCCCAAACCUUUCCCCCCCACCCCUCACCCCGUCCCCGGGACGCUCGCUUUCACAGGCCCUCCCACGUGACUCCUUCCCCCAGCCCACGUUACGUCGGGUUCGGGGAGAGGGAGGGCAGGCGGGGGGUUGGGAACCGCGGGGAAAUUCCCCUCCCCCCCUCCCCCACAUGGUGGUGGGGGUGGACAGAACGGACACCGGCCAGUUCCACCCGCCCGGGGGGGGAAGAGUGUGGGGGAACAGCACCGAUCCACACACACACCCCCCCACUCCCUGAUUAGCUCAGCCCACCGCCGUCCCACUAACCCGGGCACAGUCGGAACUGGGGGACGGUGUAGAGGGAGCUUUCCUCUGUAUCUAACCCCCUGUCCGUGGGAGUGGGGGGACAGUGUAGAGGGAGCUUUACUCUGUAUCUAACCCCCUGUCCCUGGGAGUGGGGGACAGUGUAGAGGGAGCUUUACUCUGUAUCUAACCCCCUGUCCCUGGGAGUGAGGGGACGGUGUAGAGGGAGCUUCACUCUAUAUCUAACCCCCUGUCCCUGGGAGUGGGGGACAGUGUAGAGGGAGCUUCACCCUGUAUCUAACCCCCUGUCCCUGGGAGUGGGGGACAGUGUAGAGGGAGCUUUACCCUGUAUCUAACCCCCUGUCCCUGGGAGUCAGGGACGGUGUAGAGGGAGCUUUACUCUGUAUCUAACCCCCUGUCCCUGGGAGUGGGGGGACGGUGUAGAGGGAGCGUUACCCUGUAUCUAACCCCCUGUCCCUGGGGGGGGGGGGGUUCAGGGGAGCAGUGCCCUCCCUUCACAUGAGCCCCA
Hemiscyllium ocellatum (epaulette shark) is the source of this 1975-nucleotide messenger RNA. RefSeq names its product neural cell adhesion molecule L1.2-like. The record is from RefSeq and is a predicted model, not a curated record. NCBI's taxonomy places the organism in Eukaryota, Metazoa, Chordata, Chondrichthyes, Orectolobiformes, Hemiscylliidae. Bases 230 to 1021 code for a protein of 263 amino acids. Gene Ontology annotation, molecular function: protein binding. The transcript is spliced from 7 exons.